Molecule: messenger RNA, 1167 nt
Organism: Rhagoletis pomonella (apple maggot)
Lineage: Eukaryota; Metazoa; Arthropoda; Insecta; Diptera; Tephritidae
Product: mucin-2-like
Exons: 6
Cellular component (GO): extracellular region
Molecular function (GO): chitin binding
Source: RefSeq, a predicted model, not a curated record
AUGAUAUCGCCGUCGACAAGGCGUUUUGAUUAUGUAGAUAAAACCUUAAUGUCGUGUCGUGUGGCAUCGGGCUUUGCUUCAGUUCAUGGCGUGUGCGAUCAAUGUCAAACCGAAAAUCCUGUGGCCUGUCACAAUGAAACCGUCUACUCGCUCUGCAUUAACGGUACGGCCACACUGAACUACCGUUCCUGCCCCGAAGAUUACGUCUGUACAGCCGAUGUGUAUGUUUGCUAUCCAAGCAAUUCAUCGGUUCCGAGUUGUGUUCGCACCGAAACCGAUGACGUAGAGCAGUCACAAUGUGGUGUUUGUGGUUCGGAAGGAAAAGUUUUUGCCUGCCUCAAUGAAACGACUGUGGCAUUUUGUUUUGGCGAUGAUAGUCCCCACUAUGAAUCGCUGUAUAAUUGUCCCGAAGGCACUGUUUGCGAUUUGGAUAGCGGCAGCAAAUUUUGCUCGAAUGAAACCGAAGCAAUGCCCAGUUGUAGGGAAUCAACAACAACCACCACACCUCAGGCAACAACAACUACAAUGGAGACAACAAUACCUGAUGCAACUACUCAAGAGCCAACAGAAACCACAACUGAACUGACCACAACAACUACAGCUACUACUACAACAACAACUACGUCACCAACGAGCACGCCCACGACGACUACAGCAGCAUCAACAACAACAACAACAACAUUAACACCAACGACGACUACGCCUUCCACAACGUCAACUACAACAACGACUACGCCUACCACAACACCAACAACAACGACAGCAACAACAACUACGCCAACAACGACCACGCCCACGACGACUUCAACUUCAACAACACCUGCACCAGCAACAACUACACCAACAACAACGACUACUGAGCACACCCUUACUCCCGCAGAAAUUUGCGAAAAUAAUGGCGAAGAAACUAGUAUAGCAAACCCUGAUGAUCUAACCUGUACAGAAUACAUAAUUUGUACGAAGUCAGGUUCUAGCUGGAUUGCCACUGCAGCUACAUGUCCCAGUAAUCAAUAUUUCGAUCCAACUUUUGCUUUUUGUACAACAACUUAUGAGUGUCCUACGCAACAAACAAACACAACAACAAUUACAACAACCAUAUCAACAACAACUACAGAAGAAACAAGUACGACCACCUUAAGUCCCGCGCAAGUUUGUGAAGCUAACGGU